AUGGGUGAAGCAGAGAUGGUUUCAGCCUUAAAGCAGACACUAAAGAAUCUAUGUUGCAGUAAUGGGUGGUCUUACGGUGUUUUUUGGGGCUUUGAUCAGAGAAAUUCCAUGUUGUUAACAAUGGAAGAUGCCUACUACGAAGAGCAAAUUGGGCCAUUGGUUGACAGUAUGCUUCUAAAAUUCCACAUCCUGGGUGAAGGAAUUAUUGGCCAAGCCGCUUUCACAGGAAAUCAUCAAUGGAUUCUAUCAGAUUCCCAUGGUAAAGGUUUGGAUGAUUCCACCGGAAAUCAAAGUAUAUUCCAGGUUGAAUCCGAGUUACAAAACCAAUUUUCAUCUGGGAUCAAGACAAUUGCAAUAAUCUCUGUAGAAAGGCGAGGAGUGGUUCAGUUUGGAUCCACACAAAAGAUUUUAGAGAGCUUGGAAUUUUUGGAUGAAACAAAGAAGUUAUUUUAUGACAUGGGAAGUUGUCAUGGGCUUACGCCUUUGGAAAUUGAAACUUGCAAUCUAGAUGGACUUUUUGGUUCCCUAGCAUCAUGUGGAAAUUUUUACAAUGAGAAUCUGACAACCGAACAAUGUGGCUACCCUAUAGAGCCAAAAGGGAGGUCAUGUUCCUUAAAAAGUCUCACUGAAUCCUCCUGUUUUAUGCGUGAGGUUCAGGACCAGAGUACAAACUCUAUGCAACAGAAUUUAUCUCAUCUCAGAAGUCAACUGCCAACAAGCAGAGCAGAAGCUCAAAUUUUAUCGUCUGGCAAGAUCUCUCCUGUUAACUGCAUGGUUGCUGAUACCCCUUGCACUAGUGCAUGGACUAGUGAGGGUUCAAUUUUGACUUCAUUUGAGAGAUCAUUUCCAUGUGAAAGAGGCAUAUGGGAUUCUCCAAAUGCGCUUCCUAAAAAGCCAAACUAUCUUGUUCUCAGUGGAAAUCUGGAACAAAAUUUACAGGGUGCUUCAACAUUUACUUCAUUUUAUAGCGGAGGAGAACUGGUUGAUGCAGAAUUACAAACUCUAGACAGCUUUGGGAAAACAGCAGAGAAUCAACAACAUUCUUUUGGCACUAAUGAUGGACUUUUGGAUAGUGUAAUUAGCCUACAAAGAAUCAAUGAGGAGUUUAACCCAGCUGACUUUACAACAGAUCUCCCCAGCUCCUUUACACUGGAUGAUCUUUCUCAGUUGUUUUCUCCUUCACCCCAGCAUAACAUCAAUGGAGCAGGAGCUAUAAUGACUAGUGAUCUUUCAUCUUCAAUAGGAGUUACCUCAGUGUCAUCCACUCUGGUCGGAGGUGAUACAGUAAUUAACAUUCCAGUCAGACAAACAGCUAAUUCAUUCGAAAGCUCCAUUACUGAUACAUUUAUAUCUAAUGUGGAGAAAUCUACCAUUGUUCAUGAUAGUAGAAAUGGUCUGUUUGAUGGUGUGGGACUAGAUUUUGCAUUUGGAAAACCUGGGGAGUUCUUGGAAGAUAUUAUCAUGCCGUUGUUGCACGGUGAUAACUCAGCUGUUGCUUCUGGCAUGGCAGAAACUAUUUCGGAAUUGGAUGUUCGUUCCAUGACUGGCAAGCGAAAAGGGUUAUUCUCUGAACUAGGCCUUGAAGAGCUUCUAGAUGGUGUUAAUAAUUCUUAUGUUACCAAAUCCAGUGUUGAGGAUCAAUUUUCCACUACUAAAAGAAGGAAAAUCGAAAGUUCUUCCUCUAAUUUUCAUCAAGGUCAGUUUGAGGGUCUUUCUUACUCUGGUGGGAGCAUGAAUCUGGUGCAUCAUUCACAUAAUUGGGACAAGAGUAAUGAUACUGUAUUCGACAAAGAAGUUCACCAAAAAUCACUAGGGAUAUGGAUAGAUGAUAGCUAUAGCAUAAAUGCUGGCCAUGCUGUUGUUGCAACAUCAAAGAAGCCCUCCAGGAGAAGAGGUAAGCCUGGUGAAAGUACUCGACCAAGGCCUAAAGACCGUCAGCUGAUCCAAGAUCGUAUCAAAGAGUUGAGAGGGAUUAUCCCUCAUAGUGGAAAGCCAUUGAGCAUUGAUCAUUUAUUGGAGCAGACCAUCAAACACCUGCUUUUCUUGCAAGGUGUGACAAAGUAUGCCGACAAGAUUAAACAAGAUGAUGAACCAAAGCUUAUUGGCAAGGAGAACGGAAUGCUUCCGAAACACAACAUGAUGAGUGGUGGUGCUACAUGGGCAUUUGAAGUUGGGGCUCAGAGUAUCCCUAUUGUAGUUAAGGACCUAAAUCCACCUGGCCAAAUGCUUAUAGAGAUGCUCUGUGAAGAUCAAGGAUUCUUUCUUGAGAUAGCAGACGUCAUUAGGGGCAAUGGGUUGAAUAUCUUGAAGGGAGUGAUGGAGCUCCAAGAAGAUAAGAUAUGGGCACGAUUCAUUGUUGAGGCAAACAAGAAAGUCGAAAGGACAGGUAUAAUUUGGUCUCUUCUCCCGCUUCUGCGGCAAACAAGCAGCAGAGGGAUUGAUUCUGCAAGUCAGCCAAGCAGCGACAUAGAUGGUGGGAUUUCCCUAUUAAACAAUUACCAGCAACCUUUGCUACUGCCUCCUGUCAGCAUGGCUGAGACACUUCAAUAAUUAGAACACACAUUUAAGGGUUCCAGAAGUACCUUGAGCAUUCACAUCUUAAGGACCUGCUGUGAUUGGUGUUCUGGAAAUUGAAGAGCCAAAACUGAAGAUAGAGGAGGUUCUUCAUUCCAUUUUCAACUGUCCUAGACAAAAUGUAUAUGGUUGACAGACUAGGAAAUAUUCUCAAAGGAGUGGCAAGUGAUUUGUUUGCUCCCAAUACUGUCACCGAAAAGGGUGGAGAGACUAUCGGAUGUGGAGCACUCCAGCAAAAGGAGGAAAAACCUAAUAGAUACUUGUCUCAUCAUUGGCGGGUAUCAAUCUGCUUUGCACGUGAGGGUUCUAACUGAUGAAUAUUGAGCUAUAGUUAUUAGUAUUGGCUUCUUGCUUGCUGCUCCCAUAAUUUGUUUAUGAUCCAAAGUAGAUGACACAGUCAGCUGUAGGCUAACCGCUAAUUAUUUUUUUCUCGGUCCUUCUGUUGUUGUUUGAUUAGCAUAAUAAUCAAUAGAAUUAGCUUGCUUUGUCUUUCCAAAUGUUGCAUCUCCCUGGCAAUUCUGUUACACCACUGCAGUAAGUACUUGUUUCUUAUCACAUUGAAUUUCCAGUACAAUAUCAAAAAUCACUUGAAAAUUUCCUUCAGAUUAACAUGUU
Durio zibethinus is the source of this 3189-nucleotide messenger RNA. Its product is annotated as transcription factor bHLH157-like. Lineage: Eukaryota; Viridiplantae; Streptophyta; Magnoliopsida; Malvales; Malvaceae. Gene Ontology annotation, biological process: regulation of DNA-templated transcription. The record is from RefSeq and is a predicted model, not a curated record. Gene Ontology annotation, molecular function: protein dimerization activity; DNA-binding transcription factor activity.